CAUAGGUCUACCCGAGAAGUUGAAGCAAUGAAAAUGGCGGAUAAAUCAGAAGCUACGUUGGAUGGGAAGCCUUUGCAAUCAUUCCGGGUCGUAGAUUUGCGUACGGCGCUUGCAAAACGUGGCUUGCCCAACAGCGGAACAAAGAAGGUGUUGGUUGAACGGCUCAAAUUGCAACUCAAACUGGAGAGCAUCCAGCAACAGUCGGUAGCAGUCGAAGGUCGUGUUCCAAACUUGGGAUUGCAAGAUGAGUUGCCUGCACAGAAUGAUUUUGUCCGGCAGUACCUUCUGGAGCAGCAGAAAGCUUACGCCCUGCAAUUGGAAGCACGUAGGCUUGCUGAGAAGAGCAAAGGUGAGUCAGCAGAGGAGCCUAUUACAGUACCGGUUAGGCAACGAAGCCCACAGAGCGCCACCCACCAUUGUGGGUCAUCAGCAAAAGCCACAUCUAAAGGCGUCAAACAAUCUAAGCGAGAAAGCUGGGAAAGGAGGCAGCAUUCUCUGCCCAUUGACCCCGGAGGCGGGGUAGCCCCUACCGAAAGCCCUGCAAAGGGAGAACCUACUGCAGAAGUUAACAGUCCAAUGAAGGCGAGGAAAACACGCAUCUCCUUGCGGCUGUCCAAGGGGCAUUCUACUCUCAACAACAUCAAGCUCAGCAUGCAGCUCCCCUCCCCUUCAUGUAGUACUAUUGAACAUGACGAUGAAGGAACAGCAAGCUUACAGCACUGCAGCCUUUUGGCAAAUGAAGCAGAAAACUUGGAGUCAAAUCAAGGCACUGAUACAAGUUUUGAGGAGCCUAAUGUGACUUCACAUACUGAAAGCACCAGAGCAGGCAGACGCAGACCAAAUCAAGCUUGUCAACCUGUGCAUUGCAGAAACCUGCCAGUACACCAGAAGAGAGGACAGGAAGAGAGAAGAACAUUACGUAGAAGAAUGGAUAGUGGCAAUAACCGAACUGGUGAGAUGCCAAAAGAAGCACAGAACUUGAUGUCGGAAAAUGCUUAUGAGCGAUAUAUCAGCACUGACAAGAAGCUGCAUUCGUCAUUUCCUAUAGUUGUAAUUACUCCAAUGGCAACAGAACAGAUGCAGAGCACAAGCUUCACUGUUGAUGGUGAUGACAGUAGGCAUUCAGAGAAUGCAGAAAGGCAAGAAGAAGUAGGUAAAAAUAUAGAGUAUCUCUCUAAAUCUGGUAUUAUUAGUCACAGUGACAAUAAAGACACUUGUGAGCCAGCACAUGUCAACAGUACUGUAGAACAGAAACAAGUGCCUUUUGGUGAACAAGAUUUGCAAACAAGUUCAUCUGUCUGUCUGCUCUCAGCAGUGCAUCCAGUACCCAGUAAUCAGAAAAUGUCACCUCCACUGAGCAUACAAGUAUCAUCGCAGGUUUCAAGAAUAGAAAGUUACAGUGGUGAGCCACAUAAAACGAGUGAAUAUCUGCAGUCUACAGAAGAACCACACCCAAAUAAUGUACCUAAGACAGUUUGUACAGACAGCGAUCAUCAAAAAACACCAAGCGACACUGAAGCACUUGGCACUGAUGAUUGUUUGCCAAAUGAAACAUCAGGGACACCUACAAAGCCCGUCCACAAAACAUCAUGUGAUACUUUUGAUGAUGAGACAUCAUUAAAUGUCACCACUAAUAUUCAGGUACCCCAUCACGAUGAACCUCACAAGACUGUCCAACUAUCCAAGUCCCUUGUCACGCUUAUUCAUGAUACCAGUGAAUCAUCUAACGACUCUCAAGUUGUUAAGCUUGAACCCUGCGUAAGACGUCCAUUAACUACAGAAGAGACCUCGAGUGCUGUGCAGUCCAUCUUGAAAACCUCUCAAGAUGAGUCUAUUACUACGUUACCUGAUAACCAUUACCCUCCAUAUCCAUCAACACACUUGUAUGACGACCAUGAAAUAGCAAGCGCAACUCACAGUCUGCUGCAGGAAAUGUGUCCAAAAGAGGAAGAAGAUUUCAGUUCUUGUCAUGGUGAGCUGUCCACAGAUGCAGCUCCAUUACCCUCGGGGGACGUACCCCAGGCUUUGGCAGUGUCUUUAAACAAUACACUAGGAAAAAUAUCUGCAGGUGAGGAAGUGAAUUACACAGAUGAUUCAGCAGCAUCACUAAUACCAGACACUGCAUUGUCACCCACUCUACCUAACCUUACCUAUACACCCAUGGAUCACAUUCACGAUAACUCUCUUAAUGUACAAAAUGAUGCAUUGAAAUGCAGCAGCGAAGCAGUCCAACAAACCAGUGAGAUGAAUAUAUAUUUAGACAGUGCACUGACCUCUUUGCCACAAGACACAUUAAUCCCACCAGUAGAGAAUUAUACCUCAAUAGGGAAGCACGAGAAAAGAAUGGAAGAUUCUGAGGCAGCAGAACACAAACAUGGGAGUGGUGAAGAACAAGGAAGUCACCAGGACCAGCAGAAAAAUGUAAACACAGCUUCAGCUCGGGCAGAUUUGGAAAUGAAGGACAUUUUGUGCUUCGCACAUAAAGCUGGUUCAGGUAGUGGAGACACUCACGGGCAUACAAUACGUGAAGGACCAGACAUGAAAAUGCAAGGUCCUACUCACAGUGAAGAUGAAAUGCCUGAGAGAGAGAGAGCCAUUUUUCCUGUUAUUGCUGAUGAGGGCCGCACUACAGCCCUUUCAGAAGACACUGACGAAGACCCAAAGGAAGUAUGUCUAAACCUUGGCACCUCUGAAGUUCCACAAACUUAUGCCACUGACAGGGCGAGCAAGGACUUAACAGUGCAAACCGUCAAUCUUCCAAGUGAAGAUGGAUCUGGUGAAGCAGAUCUGGAUCCAGUCUAUCUGCCAAGCGAAGAUGGGCCUGGUGAUCUGUUAUCUGGAUCUGGUGAAGAAGCAAGUAAAUUCACUGAAGCACACAACAUGAAAGCAGACAGAGGAACUGCACGCAAAUGUGCAUCACCACUAGGAACAUCGAAGGUUAUCAGCAUGACAAACACACGUCCAAUAACAACACAUCAGUGUGAGACAACGACGUCUGUUGAUAUGGCUACAAGCCAAGAAAUAUUGCAUGAUCUACAAAUGCCUACUGAGUUGGUUGAUGUUCCCACAAGUUCUCUGCAGUCAAGUACAGAGUCAGGUUUAUCUGCUAGUGAAAGAGACAAGGAGCUGGAUAAAGAGGAUACAGUAAAGGUGGCUUCAUCCCAGAUAAUAUCAGAAGAUGUUCCACCUAGUUCAAAGGCAGACAACUCUGCCGUAGAAGCUCUCUCUGGGCAGAACACAGAUGUGUUAUUGAAAAGUGGUGAUCAGUUCUCAAAAGAGCUUCACUUGUCGCAAGACCCAGUACCUCCUGACCGUCACAGCCUUCCUCCCAGCGCGGAAGAUAACACAGAUACACAGAGACAGCGUAUGGAUAUGUUACCAUCAGAUGUCCAUCUGAAUAUUCCAUUGCAAUGGAAUGCUGCACCUCAGGGUGAAAUUGAGAACGGGAUCCUACUUGAUAUUUCUGGAGAUACUAGAAGCAAUGAGGUUUCACCUAAAGGAAUGUGUGACCAUGCAUUGCAUGAUUCAAAGCAGGUUCUCAGAAUACAUACACAACAAUAUGAAGGUGACAUGAGAACCAAUAUGGACAAUAUAACUUCAUCAGAAACCGAAACACCUCAUUCAGUGGAAUAUGUAAGCCACCCCCUGCAAGAUGCUCAAAACCCAUUCCAAUCACUUUCAUCCUCACAAAAUGCAGUUUCUCCUGACCACCAAAGACACAGAGAGGAAUUGGAACCACAGGAACCACAGAGCACGAAUGUGGACGUAAGCGUUGAGACGCUUAUGACAAAAACUCAAAAAGAGAAGGAAGAUGUGCUAUCUCAGGGCACAUUAUCAGGGAAUGGCCAUCCCAGUUUGGAAGAUAGUUGCUCACGACAAGAACGGGAAGGAAGCACAACUGAGACAAGUACUAGUUGUGAAUUUUUACUGCAAUCAAAUGAGCCUAAAGCAGCUCACUACACUGUUGAGUGUUCUGAUCAACAAGCAAAUGCAGCUGCAAUGUUCUCUAAUCAACAGACAACCAUAGAUAGCAUCAAGAUAAUGCAGUCACCCGAAGAGGCAACACAAGUAAGUCUCGAUGCAGCCACUGAUGGUACUACAGCACUUGCAACCAGCACAGUUUGUGAAGAAACCAGAUCUACACAACGUUCACCAAUUGAUGAUUCAAACAAGUGCGCACAAGCAACAGCUCAAGAUACCUGUGGAGAAAACAAUGAACCAUCAUCAGUAACAUCCAUAAAGAAUAAAGUAGUUGUGGAGGAUGCUACCACUAACAGCAUACCUGGGAACCCAAAAGACAUGUUUGUGUCUGAGAGCAUCUCACAGCUUCCUGCAGGUGGAACUCAAGUAGAAGAAAUAGCUGCUCCUGAAAUGUCCACGACUAGCAUGGAGUCUUAUCCCCAAGAGUGUUCCAAUGAAGCCCUUCUAACAGAUACUAAGAAACACAUCCUUUUAGAGGGACCUCUGGAGCUUGGAACACGAAAGCUGCAACACAAAACAGACGGCAACAUAGAAGAUCCAAGGCUCCGAACACAUCGCCUACAAACUACAGAAGCUACAGAAUUAAAGUCAAGUACAAGUCAUGUAGAAGGUCUGCAACACACACGAUGCACACUGACAGACAGAACUUCUGGAGGCAGUAGUGUGAUUUCUGAAAGUGACUUAGGUAUGGCUGGGAGCUUUCAUGAAGCAGAUGUACAAAGCCUUGCAAAGGGUAAUGAAACUGUACAUUACAUUUCAAGCAGUUCUAUAAUGCAGCCCCCAUUAGUGCAACAGGGCCAUCCAGAAAUCAUGAAAGCAAGGCCAUCACCAAGUGCUUUAAAGAUCUGUGCAGACAAAGAAAGUGAAUUUCUUGUUUCUCAAACAGCUAACCUUAACAGACGCUCAGAUGUAUCAAUUGUGCAAUGUGCUACCGAAGCGAUAGCAGAUCAGGACAAUCUGCACCAUGAAUCUGAUACACCAAAGAACCGCACACAUACAGUUGUUAAGUGCAGGGGGGAAGGGGGAGUUGAAGCUCUGCAGCCAGGUGAGGUUUUGUCAUGUGCAGCAUCCUCAAAAGUUAUCGAGAACCCAAGCAUUACUUUUGCUUUGCAAGUUAGAACUCUGACAUUAACUGGUAUAUCUGACACUGAUGAAAUCAACACUUCAAGCAAUGACAGUUUCAAACUUAGUGAGACAUCCCUUCAGAGCCCUUCAUGUUUUCCUGAAAACACUGUACCAGAAAUCAAAAACGAGAGGAAUGCAACGGAACCUCAAGGAAAUGCAGAGGUGCACACAGCUACAGAGCAAACUGAGAAGUGUACAAACCAGGAAUCUACAGAGAUAACAUUGAAGAACGCACAUGAAGCUGAAGGACUUUUACACGGGGGAAUUGUAGAUCCCACGACCACAUCUUGUGAACCACAGCAAAGCAUUCUGGAAGACAACGAGUUAUCAGGGAGUCUUGGGGAUCCAAGUAUGCAAAAUCUUAGACCUGCAAAGUCAGAAUUACUUCCAGAUGUUAGCGACAACAAACAACUUAGCAACACCUCAGCUAAAGGGUACUGUGAUGUGUCGGGUCAAACUGCAGCAGAUACUGUGCGGCACAAGACACAACAUAUGCAAAAUGCCACGACAGAGACCACUGACAAAAAUACGCCGAUGUCGGCAACAAUUGUGAUGCUAACACAACACACUAAGAUAGCUGACCGGGGUGCCUUUGAGAGUGAAGGUAUGACAAGUGCCGCAAAAGAUCAAACAGGACCCUCUUGUCAUAAUGACGACGAUGAUACAGCAUAUAGAAAGCUUGAAGGACAAAACCUACGACCAGAUGAGCCGUGUACGGAGUUACCUGCUGUUAUGGACAUACAGAACAUUCUAGACAGGCAACUGCAUUCAUAUGGUCCUCUCACACCUCCGAAUGGCGACAAACCUUGUGUUUCGGCGAAUGAAAGUGAUGGUACAGAGUUAGUGGAAGCAAUGGAUGAGCCUCCUGCUGGUACACAAGGAGUAGAAUUGGAUAUACAUGCAAGUCCCAACCAACUGCGACACUGUGGAGAUGAGAAGCAUGCGGAGGACACAGCGUCCUGUGACUUCUUGAGUCAAGCACACACUUCUGACUGUUGCUCAGAAGAGGACGACAUGGCUCGGCUCAGAGGGCGUGGAACACGUAGACAAGUGGUGAAAGAUGCAAAAGCUGCAAAGGAGAACCAGGAAUAUGGAGUUUCAGAUGAAGAUUCAGAAUCUGAUUCGAAGAAGUCGAGGAGACUCCGUAAUGGUCGUAGGGCAGCUGAAGAAAGUGACAAAGGCAGGAAGCUGAGGAGGUCACCGAGGCAAGGCACACAGACAACUGUGGAGAACGCUAAAAGCAGCAGCAGCAGCAGCAGUAGCUCUAGCAGCGAAUCAGAGUCUGCCGAUGAAACUGUGCCUGAGUCUGAUGACUCUGCCAAGAAGAAAGUCCAGCCAGAAAAACCAGCAGAGGAAGAUUCCCAGCAAGGAGAUAGCAAAGGCCUCACACGGGAGGAGAGUCCAGCAUCGGGGGAUGACAGCGAUAGUUCUUGCAAGCACAGCUCGAGUCACCUAUCAUCACGCUCCCAGGAGGUGCAACAUUCUCUCCCUUCAGAGAUGCCCACAAGAGGUUGCUCUACAGAUCCUGUGCCAGAGAAAACAGAAGAGGAAUCAUCUCCCCCGAAGCAAGCAAGGUUGUCCCCUGUAAAAGAACAGCCUGAUAAUAGCAGCACAAGAGGUGUCCAUUCGGACACUUCUGAAAUUGACCUGAAAGAUUCCAAGUCUGGAGAAUUCCAUGAAGGGACAGCUGAUGCACCAGAUGGGUAUGCAAAGGAGGAUGCCGUGAGUGCUUCAUCUCCACCAAAAUUCAAAGCUAGGCGGUUAUCAACAGCUGCAAUCAAGAAGGAAGGUGACAGCAAAGAAACAGAUGACAAGCAACAGCUCCCUCGGAAACGGAGGUGGGGCUCUACAAAUGUCGUCAUCGGUCCAUCUCUCAGUAUAUCCACCAAUGCUUUAAAGAACCUGAUUCCUGAUUUGGAUGAGUCUGCAUCUGUCAAAGUAAAAGUGGAACGUGUGGAGGGGGAAGGAGUCAUCGGUGAUGCUUUGGCUUCCUCAGAUUCUGAGAAAAGCCAGCUUGAUGUGUCUACAAAGGUUCCUGUGGAUGAGAAACCUGCAACAAUCCCUGAGAAGAAAAUGAUCUCACUGGAGAAAACUUCCACUGUCCCUAAACGAAGUGUGGUCCCCCCAAGAGCAGCACCUGCUUCAAACAGGGAGGAUAAGCAACCAAGCCCUGCCAAGAAUCCAAAGUCUCGUACCCUUUUCGUGCGCAACCUUGUGCGACCUUUCACUUUGAACCAGCUGAAGCAACUACUCAAGGAAUUUGGCGACACUGAUGACUCAGAAUUCUGGAUAGACAAGAUAAAGUCUAAAUGUUUUGUCACGUACAUGAGUGAGGAGGAUGCUGUGAAGGCAAGGGAAGCAUUGCACCAGCUACGAUGGCCUCUGUGCAAUCCUAAAAUUCUGCAUGUGGAUUUCUCUACACCCGAAGAGAUGGCAAGACAGAAGGAACCUCCAGCCCCGCCAACACCCACUGCCCCUGCACCUCCCAGAGCUGUGGUGUCUGUAGAGAGAGCACCCGUUACAUACCCUCUGCGCACUGUGGAAGUUGACCGUAACUCUCUCCAGUCGUCAAGGCCAAGCCGAGAAGAAGCACCUGCCCAUGCACGAAGGACACGUCCCGAGACUACAAGAUAUGUGGAAGCUCAAGAGCCUAGAGGGUCUCCUGUUCCCGUGCAUACACGUGCACAGCAGCCAAUGCGUGAGUGGGACAGAGACAAGCUUGUCCAAGAGUCUCCCGAGAGGGCUCCACCUACUCCACCUAGGAGAGAACGCCAUUCUGCAGAGAGGAGGGAACGAAGGGAGAAGAAAGUGGCAAAACGUAAGCAGGAGGAAGACACGCCUGCAAAGCUGCUGGAUGACCUGUUUCGCAAGACGAAGGCAAGCCCUUGUAUCUACUGGCUUCCUCUCACAGAGGACCAGAUAAGGCAACGUGAGGAGGAGCGCCGCAAACGACAGCUUGAACGUGAACGUCGUCGUCAGCAGCAACAGCAGGAGGAGGAGGAACGCAGGCGCAAAGGCAUGGGCAGGGAACUGCCUUCCAGACAGCGAGAGAGGGACUCAAGGCGUAGCAUAAGCCGUAGUCCCAUCCGUAGGCGCUAGGAUAUUUGGCCCCCGUAGUCACAGUGGGCCCACUCCUCUGUCCUGCUGCAUGCAACUACCAACCAUACCCUGUGCAGUUACACAUUGGGAGUUUCUCGUCUAUGGGCAAGGUAGUAGCUUUUCCUGUGGGACGAGUGCUGCUCCCUCCCCUCUAUUGCCAUCUUCCACUUCCUUAUUGCACAUCCUUUGUCCCACCUGCCAGUGUGUUGCAGUGAUUUGUGCAACUUGUUCCAUAGUAUACUGUAAGGUUGCUGCAUCAGUUGUAAUCUUCUAAAGUGCUUAAAGGUGCUGAAUGCGUGUGUGUAUGCCAUGGCUUUGUUAGCUAGCUGUAAGACAUCAGUUUCAUUAUUGGUGUGGAAGAAGUGGCGUGUGUGUGUGUGUGAAUGUUUGCCCUCCUUACCACUUUCUCGAGCUCAGUGUUUCAGGACAACUAUUUGACGUAUUUACUGGACACAUAAGGUAAGUUCAUACUGGCUCGAGAAUGAUUUUCCUUGCUUCAUGCAGCUUAACCUUGGCCCAUACUUCCCUAUGUCUCUUGAUAUACCUGCUCCAGAGGGGAGGAGAGUUAGCUCAGUGCAGCCAUGGGGCACUAUGACAGAAGCAAUGAGAGAGAAAAAGAAAAACUUUCCUAUUUCUUCCCGUCGCCCCAUAGUCACUUGUCCUUCCCCGUUUGCGGAUGGGAAGAGUUGGUGGGGAGCUGUGGGGUUCUCAUGUGCGUUCCAGGCGAACCGAAGGACGGAAGAUGCUUCACCCUCCAAAUGCUGUGACCACAUAGUUGAUGAAACCAAAUGGCAUUGCAAUGUUGUGCAUCACUAUGGGAAGAAACUGCUCAACUAGUCUGAGCACAAAUGUUGCGCACCUCAUUCUGAACAUUCUUAUAAGGGACAGAUGGAUAUGUGCCUCCCCUGUGUUGAACUACAUUGUUUUCUGUCCGCUUGCUGCGUGAGGCAGGAUUGUGUGUGUUACGAGAAACUGUCGUCUGCUACUCACGUUUUAAGUGUCACACACGUCUACAUCGCUUUAUUGUUUGUCCCUCAUUUUUUUUUUCUUUGUUACUCUUCUCAAAGAUAGGCUUAUACUAUAAGCCUUGCACUGUGCUGCAAGUUGUUGAACAACUUGGUGGGGAGCCUUUGUAAAGGGUUAUUAGUGAAGAAUCCUGUUCUUGUGUUUCAUAGUAUCAUUGUGUAAUAAAUCGGAAUAUGUACAAGCUGUGUAUUUUGUUUCUGGAUAGCUAAAUCCAUUUUGUGUGUGUGUGCUUGCACAACCUGUUAUGUAGAGAUAUCCAUUAAUAAAGAUAAAUAUCUA
Ornithodoros turicata is the source of this 9510-nucleotide messenger RNA. RefSeq lists its product as uncharacterized. The transcript has 19 exons. The record is from RefSeq and is a predicted model, not a curated record. The coding region runs from base 28 to 8205 and encodes 2725 amino acids. Gene Ontology annotation, biological process: RNA splicing. Gene Ontology annotation, molecular function: RNA binding. Gene Ontology annotation, cellular component: precatalytic spliceosome; ASAP complex. Lineage: Eukaryota; Metazoa; Arthropoda; Arachnida; Ixodida; Argasidae.